Molecule: messenger RNA, 7810 nt
Organism: Mizuhopecten yessoensis (Yesso scallop)
Lineage: Eukaryota; Metazoa; Mollusca; Bivalvia; Pectinida; Pectinidae
Product: villin-1-like
Exons: 24
Coding region: 2116-4434 (772 amino acids)
Biological process (GO): barbed-end actin filament capping; actin polymerization or depolymerization; actin filament severing
Cellular component (GO): cytoplasm; actin cytoskeleton
Molecular function (GO): phosphatidylinositol-4,5-bisphosphate binding; actin filament binding
Source: RefSeq, a predicted model, not a curated record
AUAAACACAACUUGUACAAGGGGGACUCCUACAUUGUGUUAUCAGUGAGUAUAAACACAACUUGUACAAGGGGGACUCCUACAUUGUGUUAUCAGUGAGUAUAAACACAACUUGUACAAGGGGGACUCCUACAUUGUGUUAUCAGUGAGUAUAAACACAACUUGUACAAGGGGGACUCCUACAUUGUGUUAUCAGUGAGUAUAAACACAACUUGUACAAGGGGGACUCCUACAUUGUGUUAUCAGUGAGUAUAAACACAACUUGUACAAGGGGGACUCCUACAUUGUGUUAUCAGUGAGUAUAAACACAACUUGUACAAGGGGGACUCCUACAUUGUGUUAUCAGUGAGUAUAAACACAACUUGUACAAGGGGGACUCCUACAUUGUGUUAUCAGUGAGUAUAAACACAACUUGUACAAGGGGGACUCCUACAUUGUGUUAUCAGUGAGUAUAAACACAACUUGUACAAGGGGGACUCCUACAUUGUGUUAUCAGUGAGUAUAAACACAACUUGUACAAGGGGGACUCCUACAUUGUGUUAUCAGUGAGUAUAAACACAACUUGUACAAGGGGGACUCCUACAUUGUGUUAUCAGUGAGUAUAAACACAACUUGUACAAGGGGGACUCCUACAUUGUGUUAUCAGUGAGUAUAAACACAACUUGUACAAGGGGGACUCCUACAUUGUGUUAUCAGUGAGUAUAAACACAACUUGUACAAGGGGGACUCCUACAUUGUGUUAUCAGUGAGUAUAAACACAACUUGUACAAGGGGGACUCCUACAUUGUGUUAUCAGUGAGUAUAAACACAACUUGUACAAGGGGGACUCCUACAUUGUGUUAUCAGUGAGUAUAAACACAACUUGUACAAGGGGGACUCCUACAUUGUGUUAUCAGUGAGUAUAAACACAACUUGUACAAGGGGGACUCCUACAUUGUGUUAUCAGUGAGUAUAAACACAACUUGUACAAGGGGGACUCCUACAUUGUGUUAUCAGUGAGUAUAAACACAACUUGUACAAGGGGGACUCCUACAUUGUGUUAUCAGUGAGUAUAAACACAACUUGUACAAGGGGGACUCCUACAUUGUGUUAUCAGUGAGUAUAAACACAACUUGUACAAGGGGGACUCCUACAUUGUGUUAUCAGUGAGUAUAAACACAACUUGUACAAGGGGGACUCCUACAUUGUGUUAUCAGUGAGUAUAAACACAACUUGUACAAGGGGGACUCCUACAUUGUGUUAUCAGUGAGUAUAAACACAACUUGUACAAGGGGGACUCCUACAUUGUGUUAUCAGUGAGUAUAAACACAACUUGUACAAGGGGGACUCCUACAUUGUGUUAUCAGUGAGUAUAAACACAACUUGUACAAGGGGGACUCCUACAUUGUGUUAUCAGUGAGUAUAAACACAACUUGUACAAGGGGGACUCCUACAUUGUGUUAUCAGUGAGUAUAAACACAACUUGUACAAGGGGGACUCCUACAUUGUGUUAUCAGUGAGUAUAAACACAACUUGUACAAGGGGGACUCCUACAUUGUGUUAUCAGUGAGUAUAAACACAACUUGUACAAGGGGGACUCCUACAUUGUGUUAUCAGUGAGUAUAAACACAACUUGUACAAGGGGGACUCCUACAUUGUGUUAUCAGUGAGUAUAAACACAACUUGUACAAGGGGGACUCCUACAUUGUGUUAUCAGUGAGUAUAAACACAACUUGUACAAGGGGGACUCCUACAUUGUGUUAUCAGUGAGUAUAAACACAACUUGUACAAGGGGGACUCCUACAUUGUGUUAUCAGUGAGUAUAAACACAACUUGUACAAGGGGGACUCCUACAUUGUGUUAUCAGUGAGUAUAAACACAACUUGUACAAGGGGGACUCCUACAUUGUGUUAUCAGUGAGUAUAAACACAACUUGUACAAGGGGGACUCCUACAUUGUGUUAUCAGUGAGUAUAAACACAACUUGUACAAGGGGGACUCCUACAUUGUGUUAUCAGUGAGUAUAAACACAACUUGUACAAGGGGGACUCCUACAUUGUGUUAUCAGUGAGUAUAAACACAACUUGUACAAGGGGGACUCCUACAUUGUGUUAUCAAUUAAAGAUGUCAAAGGUGCAAUGGAGAUGCACAUCCACUUCUGGCUCGGCAGUGAGAGCUCACAGGACGAGGCUGGAACUGCGGCUAUUAAAUCUGUAGAACUUGAUGACCACCUGGAUGGCGCUCCUGUCCAACACCGGGAAGUGGAGAACCACGAAUCCAAGAUGUUCUCCAAUUACUUUAAGAGUAAAGGCCUGAAUUACAUGAAUGGAGGAGCCAAGUCAGGAUUUAACCACGUAGAACAUUCCUUCACUGUACGGCUGAUGAGGGUCAAAGGCAAACAUCAUAUUCGAGCGACAGAGGUUGCCAACGUUUCCUGGUCAGAAAUGAACAAGGGUGAUGUAUUUAUACUUGAUGUUCCAAAAAACCAAUUGAUGUUUGUCUGGAAUGGGGAAGGAUCAACCAAUCGGGAGAAGAUAAAGGGACUGAACUAUGCUACUCAGCUAAAGAAUGGUCGCCCUAAAAAGACAAACUUGGUGGUUGUCGAGGAUGGUCAGGAGAAUGAGACAUACAUGGCUCCUCUUGAGUUAAAGGUGUUCAAUGAACAUCUUCCUUUGGGAGAGAAAAGUGCCAUCAAAUCUACAGAAGCAGGAGGUGAAGAUACGAAAGCUGAUGAGAACACACCAGACAAGGUUGUCAAACUCUAUGUAGUGACAGACGAAAAUGAUACUUUAACAGUAUCCGAGGUGAAAACAGGACCACUGAAGCACCAGGACCUAGAUCCUAAGGAUGCUUUCAUUAUAUCAAGCGAUCAGGGUAUCUGGUACUGGAAGGGCAAGGAAUCCUCGCAGAAGGAGAGGAAAGGAAUGACAUUAGCUGUGGGAUUUCUGAACAAGAAAGGGAUGAACCUCAACACACAAGUCACCACAAUUUCCCAGUGGGCCGAGCCUGUCGAGUUCCAGUGGCUGUUCAGUAACUGGCCACAGCCAAAGUCAACUGGAAAAACUUACAACCGCAACAAAAUAGCCAAGACUGUUCAGACCAAGUUUGAUGCAUCCACACUGCACUCCAACCCUCAACUGGCUGCAGAGACCCAGAUGGUAGACGAUGGGUCUGGACGUGUCGCGGUGUGGCGUGUGGAGGGGGAGAACCUGGUUCCCCUACAGGAGAAGUACUGGGGCGAGUUCUUUGGUGGGGACAGUUAUGUCAUACAGUACACCUACAACUCGGGCAGUGAGAAAAAUAUCAUCUACUUCUGGCAGGGUACCCAUUCAAGUGAUCUGGAGAAGGGAACUGCAGCCCUCAAAGCUGUGGAACUUGACGAUAAGUUGGGGGGCAGUGCUGUACAGGUACGGGUUGUGCAAGGGAAGGAGCCGCCCCACUUCAUGGCAUUGUUUGAUGGCAAAAUGAUCAUCUUCUCUGGAGGAAAAGCGUCGGGAAGUCAGGACAAGAGCGAUGGCAAAGAUCACGGAGAUGGACCCGGUGACAAGUACAUGUUACAUGUCCGUGGCACGUCACAACUGUGUCUGAAGGCAGUCCAGGUGCCUCUCCGUGCUGCCUCCCUCAAUUCCAAUGACGUGUUUGUAAUUGUCACGAAAACUAAUGUCUUCAUCUGGAUGGGAAAGGGCUGUACUGGAGAUGAAAGGGAAAUGGCCAAAAAGAUUUGCACACGUUAUUCUCGUAAGCCAGAUAUGGUUUUCGAAGGCCAGGAGAAGAAAGACUUUUGGACUUUACUGGGAGGACAGGAGGAUUAUCCUAGUGAGAAACGUUUACAGAUGUCUGAGGAAGUACGAGCACCAAGGCUGUUCCAGCUUUCAAAUGCAUCUGGGAACCUCAAAGCCAGCGAGAUCCCUGACUUUACACAAGAGGAUUUGGUGGUGGACGAUGUGAUGCUGCUUGACGCGUGGGACACUCUUUUUCUGUGGGUUGGCCAGGGGGCCAACAAGGUGGAGCGCACUGAGUCACCCAAAUUAGUAAUGGACUACCUGAAAUCUGACCCUGCUGGUAGAGAUCCUGAUGCAACCAUCAUACAGAUCAAACAAGGCUACGAACCCCCGAAUUUCUACGGCAGCUUUGGUCAAUGGGACAUGGAACUUUGGAGUAAAGGAAAGACGUACAGUGAAAUGGUGGAAGAUGCCAAAAAUCUGAAUGAAGUAUUGCCUCAGGAACUGACGGAUACAUCAAGUAACGGCACAGACUUCAGCACAGUGUCAAAGUACCCGCUGGAGAAACUCCAAGGGUCUGCAGAUGAUCUGCCUCAGGGUGUAGAUCCUACUUGUCGAGAGCUUCACCUCGAGACAGAAGAGUUUGACCGCCUAUUUGGUAUGGCAUUCGCCGAAUUCCAGAACAUACCAACGUGGAAACAGAAGCAAAUAAAACAGAAGUUAAAACUGUUUUAAAAUGUACAUUACUCCUAUUUUAUAUUCAUAUACCAGUAGAACAGGAAACAUGCAAAUAAGUAUUGUACAGGGAUUUACAAUCUUACAGUUCACAAAUAAUGGACAACGCAUGUUUGAUGUAGGGAUAUGGGGGUAGGAGCAGAAAGUGCAUUCGCCGAGAUAUUUUUUACUGGCUUUUCAUGUUCUAUUUUUCUUUUUUUUAAACCAAACAUUUAUGUGUACAGGCUAAUUUCGUGUUUAAACAUUGAGAUCCUAGGGUUGGACUUAAGCAAUUAUCAUCAGUAUAAAACAAGAAUUUAUAUAGUAUCUGAGUUAAUGCUGCUUUCAUAUGUGUGACUAAAUGUAUACUGUCACACAGAUGUGACUUAGUGUAUACUGUUAAAUAGAUGUGACUUAGUGUAUACUGUUACAUAGAUGUGACUUAGUGUAUACUGUCACACAGAUGUGACUUAGUGUAUACUGUCACACAGAUUUGACUUAGUGUAUACUGUUACAUAGAUGUGACUUAGUGUAUACUGUCACACAGAUGUGACUUAGUGUAUACUGUUACAUAAAUGUGACUGAAGUGUUUAUUUAUCAUGUGUUAAGUUUAAAGUUAGAUCUUAUAUACACAUUUUUGUACUCCUGUUUUUUUUCUAUUAUUGCAUUCCAACAUUAGUUCCAUAGGUCUAACGGUUUGGAUAUACAUUCCAUGUAAUACACGAGGGGUUGUCUCCCUUUUUAUGAUAUUAUACAGUGUUGUGCUCAAGAACUGAGUGUAUUCAAUGUUUAGAUAGAUAUAUUUAUACAUGUUCAAUAUUUGAUAUAUAUGAUAUAAUUAUACAUCUGAAUUUUGCUUCUAUUCAUGGCCAAAAACGUCCUCUGUCGAAAUGUAUUUUUUUCCAUGGUUAUCGGUUGUGUAGCACAUGUAUAAAUGCUUAUUGUUUAAGCUUGAUGGGAAAGAAACUGAAAAAGAAAGGAUUUCAACACAGGUCCUGGUGUGAAAAAAAGAAUAUAAGAGAAAUGGGAGAAAAGAGUGUUAAAAUGAAUUUUCAUUUCUGUUUGGAAAAUAGUUUUCGUGUAUUUUCAUUUUACCUCAAAGAUGUUAUCCUUACUCACGUUAGCAUGAACAUUUCUACAUUUUGCCUUUAAUAUCACUAAUUUUGUUUAGUUUGACUGUUUCUGCAUUUCUCUUAUAUAACAAUAGGAUGAGAUUUUACUCCAUCUGUAAAACGUAGGAAUAGUAAUACCAUGAAAUCAGUGUUGUUUAAAGCUUGGACGUGACCAAGCCUCCUGCCUCGCUUUCAUGUGGAAUGGGUCCUGAUUACACAGGUGUCAUUUAAUUGCUUAUAUAGAGUAGUGCAUUGUAUUACAUAAUUAUAUUAGUCCGGGAUACAGAGGGUUUCUAGAUAAAAGUUAUGUUUCUUUGUUAGCAUGAAACAAAUGUUUUGUAUGACACAUUAAGAAUUGAUACUGUCUUAGACAUUAAAGCAUAAUUAAACAAUCAGCGUGAGUUUAAAAGAUCUGUUCAAGUACUGUUACCAUUAGAUCUGAUGUCGUUUAUAGUAAUGAUAUUGUGGCUAUCACUUUAUUUUCUACAUUUGUAAUUAUACAUAUGAAAUACAGCUGAUGCAUAAUGUACAGUCACAGAGAUGGGAGAUCUCUCGACUUUUAUUCCUUAACAAAGCAAUAAUUUUAUAUAAUUAGAGCAAUACAUGUUCAAAUAGGAAAUUUACAUAUGUAUAUAGCCUUUAUACAACACAUUGCCCUUCAUUGUUGAUCCUGUUUUUCAUUUCAAACUUUUUUGUUAAGAAAUUGUUACUUUUUAAAGUACCUAGUAUAUAUUCAUGACUAUGCACAAUGAUAAAGGAUAAAUGGGUAUAAAUACCAACAAGAAUAUGGGUUCAGAUUAUUCCCUUCAUUAGCAAUUUUGUGAAAGUAAAAACUCUGUUGUUUUCAAAUUUACAAAAGGUUUUAUUAAAAACAACUUGUUGGAAUUCUGUACCUGGGUGACAUAAUAUCACUAUGACUGGGAAAAUAAGGGAUUCGCGAUGUAUACUGUUGAAUCACGACGUAUACUGUUGAAUCACGAUGUAUACUGUUGAAUCACGAUGUAUACUGUUAAGUUUUCAAAAUCAAAAUUACGUGUCUGUUAUAGCAGCAGCUAGCUUCAUUUUUAUCAUUAUGUCACCAGAUAACAUAUCCUGAGGAAGUCAAUACUAUAGUGUAUAUAGGGAAUCAGCCCUCACUGGGCAGCCCUCACUGGGCAGCCCUUACCAGGUCCCAGCCGGGGGCUCUCCUGUCUAGGCCCUUACCAGGUCCCAGCCAGGGGCUGUCCUGUCUAGGCCCUUACCAGGUCCCAGUCGGUGGCUCUCCUGUCUAGUACUAGCAGUGAGAAGUACCAUUGUUUAUCAUUAUUAUGUAAAUAGGAUAUAUGGGGUAUGUACUGAUGCAUGUACACAAAAUAGAGGAAAUGAUAUACUUUGCUCAGAAUUGUAAAAAUUGCAUUUAUAAGAAAUCUAGGUGUUUAUUUAAAGCUGUGAUGAUCACAGUAUGGACAACUGUGUCUCCAGGGUAAAAAGCCAGUCGGUUUUCACGCUCAUUAUUUCAACUUUCUCACUUAGUUUUUAAUUUCACUGAUUUAGGGUUGGAUACAAGUGAACCUCAUAUUGGGUCAUCAAAUAUUGAAGGCUUUAUAUAUAUUUAUAUAUAAUUCUUUUUUCUUUUCUUUCCAUUUUUAUCCAAUUUGUUUAUCCAGGCAAAGAUGGCCUCUGAAAGGCAGUAUUACAAUAGUGAUGCUGUAAUGAUUCCCGUCAAUACCAUCAGAGGCACUUACUGCUCAUGACACUUACAUCAUUAGUAAAGUUUGGAGAUGUUUCACAUCAUGCUGGGAAGUGUUCCUUACUGUUAACCUUUCACCCUUUUGUCCUUUGUAAUAAUGAGCAAUGAAUGCUGAUGGUGACUCAAAUACAUAGAUAACUACAAGUAGUAUUGCCAUUGUGACGGCUGAAAUAGCACUGAAAUAGGGCAAACAUAGCUCUAGAUGAAAAUUUCCCAGUAUAAGUGUCAAAUUUCUCUGUAAACAGGAGCAAAACCUCCCAAUUUAAUGAACAAAAAUUUCACAAUAUGCAGUAUUAAUCACAAAACCAGCCUUAAGUACAGUAUUUCACAAUAGGAAGGAUUUUUUAUAUCAAAGCUAUCGAAAACACAACCUGAAGUUAAAGUUGAAGACAUUUCAGUGGGCUAUAUGUAGGCUUGUUAUCUGUAUAGUUCUGUACAAUAUGUGUCCAACAAAAGAUGCUAAUAAUUUUUUUAAUCUAUGUUAUUUUUUUAAAUCUUGUGAUUUUUCUUGUAUUUUUGAAAUAAACAUUCUACUCAGAAUUAGCUAUCAUACUUA